Messenger RNA from Amoebophrya sp. A120, 3042 nucleotides. Lineage: Eukaryota; Dinophyceae; Syndiniales; Amoebophryaceae. The record is from the annotation of a GenBank genome assembly.
AGCGAUGUAGUUGAAGUGUGGAGGCGGCUCGCUAUUCCUACUGGUUGCUACGUGGUCGUGAAUUAGUAGCUCACAUGAGCCGAAGAAACAUUGUGCUAGGCAAAAAUCCGUUUCCACUUACAGUUGCUUCCUUACAAAGACGACAAGAAGGGCAAUGGUUUUUUAUCAACGCGCCCUGCGGCCAACGACGAGCUUCGGGCUCUGCUGUCUCGCCAUCUUCCUGACAGCAUGGCCACAGAUGAGGGCCGCUGUGGUCGCUGCGGGAAGGGGAACAACUGCCCCGCUGACAGACCACCACGACCGGGUAGCUGCGAAGAGCCUGUCUUCGCAUUCGUCGAAAAUCAACGGUUCGCGCGUCGGCCUGCUUGCGGCAACAAGGGUAGUUGCUGCAGCGACACCUGUUAAUAGAGGGAGUAGAAGUAAGUCUAAGUGUCCCUUCUCUGCCGCAGCGUCUGCGAACUUUUUUGCACGGUCGAGGCGACGAAGCGAGCAUGAUGAUGAUCAUGCGAAUGACCAUUGCUUGCCGGAUGCAGCUGUAGAAAUGUACAAGAGGGACGAGAGGCGGAAAAGCCGAGACGUUUCAUCAACAAGAAUAUUGCUAACACUGCCAAAUAAAAUUUUGAACCGCCUUCUCUCUAGUACUAGUACUUCUGCUUGUUCCACUCCGGCGCUGGUGUUUUUUUUUCUCCUUUCUCAGUCACUUCUAGUGCCGCAACCAGGUCGUGGAACUACACCAAACGCAAUUUUCCUUCCUGGAGCGGCCGCGGAGUUCCAGCAAGAAGAAAUCCUUCCGGAGACGCUACCCUGCGACGCGCGCUCGACCUAUCUGACCACAGCGGUUCCCUACACGUGUCGUGUGAAGCAAUACAAGCGAGCGGUGGUUCCCGCUCUGUGGGGGCAUGGAUUGGACUUCGAAUUUGGAAAGCUUUCCGAAAGCGAUUUUGACGCACUGAGGAAACAGUACGCAGCGCCGUGGGUUCGAGAGCAUGAAGUCCUCAAAGAUUUCGAUGAAGAUAAGGAUAACACUGAGAUGGAGACAUCUUCGAGGAAGCGCGAUGUUGAGAUUGAAAACUACGCGCCAACAAGAGCUGCAUCGUGUUUCCCUGACGACCCGACGAUGGAUACUGAAUUCGACGAGAAAAAGACCGAUUACAAUCUGUUGGAUUUUCUUCCCGUGAGCAUGCGUGCCCUCGUCGACUAUAAUUUCGCGCAGGAGGAGGAAGCUCUCCCCCUGGACCUGCCACGGCCUACGGAGGUUCCUGUGUACAAAAAUUCCAUUCUGGUGCCCAAUUGCUGGACGACCGUUUAUGAGGUGUUGCGCAACAUGCGGAGCAGGCAGAGCUCCUGUGCUGGAAAAGGGAGAGGAGCUUGGAGGAGGUAUGCGUCCUCGGUAGAAGGAGGUGCUGGAACUAGGGAUGACAGAAACGAUCGGAAACUACCACACAGAACAGACGAAAAACGGAAGGCGGAUGAUCUUCCAGAGGUACAACAUGAUCGGCAUAUAUUCAACAGACAAGGGUUUUCUCUCUUUCACGACGUCUACUCUACCGACGAUUUGACCGCACAGAAAUGGAUCGAGGAAGCAACUUUCCGCGUUCCGGAAAUCGUAAUCGAGAAAGCGAUUCUUUCGGAGCAGAUACAAGAACUGCAGAAUCAGGACUCGUCUCAUCUGGUGGCACGUGCUUUGCGUGAAGAGGACUUGUUCUACGAAAGAACGCCACAAAAUCUUCAAGACGGAAAGGAGAGCAGCUCGAAGAACAGCAAUUAUCGCUUUCGCUUUCUUGGCCAGGACGGUGCUAGGAGUACUGGAAGUAGUACAAGCACUGACGGAAGCGGCAGCAAGAAGAAGAUCCGCGACGUGAUGAACACCAGCGGUGCCAAAAACGCCGAUGAAGCCUACCGGCCCCGGUUCGGAGACCUGCUGUUCAUCUACAACGCGGACAAGGGGUUUAAGCGACCCGUUCUGGUCCACGCGGUAUUUUUUAUCGAUUCGCAAAUCGUGUUUGAGAAGGCAGGCACUGGCGCGCUGAACCCCUACCGACUCACGGACUUGGCCACCGUUGCCAAGGAAUGGGCGCCGACCACGCAGAAAGGGCUGUACUCGUGGCACGUGCAUCGAUUGAAAGAAACAAAUGUUUCGGGUGCAGCCCCCUCAGGAUUGACGAAAGAAGAGCGCGGGGGACAACCGGAGAUGUUUAAAAGUGUCGAAGAAAAUCAAAGCCCCCUCGAAAUUAGGAAUGUGUCGCUCGGAGCUUCUCACGAUGGUAACCCUCAUUUCACUUUUCCUCCCUUUGAAAACCGUUUCAGCCUGUCCGCGGUUCCAGCAGACCUCCGUUGGCCGGAGUUCUGGCGGUGGCCGGCGGAGCUGCAAGACUCCCUGGCUUUGGGGGUGGGGGACAACCCGCGCGACCCGGGUGAGAUUGAUGAGCUGACGCUGCUGAAGGGAAAGAGGUACAGCUUUUGCCCGCCUACUUCCGGCGGGGAGGAAGGGAACGAAGAAAGUCGUCAGCUGGGCGAACAAAGGGAAAGGGUUGACAAUGUUGAUAGUGAAGGCUCGUUGGGUAAUACCUGGAAAAACGAAAGUAGCGAAGUGCCUCUUCUAUUUCGACACACGAAGCGGCAAAAUAGCGUCUCAUCUUCAGGAACAAGUACUAGGUGGCGACCCUGCAACCCGCGACCGAUUGGAAGGACAGUUGGUGAUAUCGCAGCGCUUGAUGAUGUACGAUCUACAGCGCAAAAGAGUGGCGCACCAAGCGUAGUGUGAAGUGAGCCGAGUAGAAGCGGACAAAAGCUGCACAUCCGUCGUGGGUGCUUACUCUACUUCUUCUACUGGAGCGGACCACAGCGUCGAAGACAGAAGCAAGAAGAAAGCGCGUGCGGGGCAAGGCCGCUACGCAGUUCCAGUAGAGUUAUAUGCUAGUUAAAAGAAAAGACACUGGUCAAGUACUUACUAUCGGAAUCAGCAUUUGCUUGUGCAAAGUGCGACGUUCAUCUUGCUCUGCAGAAGCUUCAUAUAUCGAUUUAUUUGGUGAAAUGCAGGAU